Molecule: messenger RNA, 2568 nt
Organism: Suillus clintonianus
Lineage: Eukaryota; Fungi; Basidiomycota; Agaricomycetes; Boletales; Suillaceae
Product: glycoside hydrolase family 3 protein
Exons: 13
Coding region: 1-2568 (855 amino acids)
Biological process (GO): glucan catabolic process
Molecular function (GO): beta-glucosidase activity
Source: RefSeq, a predicted model, not a curated record
AUGCCGUGGUCAGAUUUCGCAGACGUAGACGUGGAUGAGAUCGUCGAGAAGCUCACAACGGACGAGGCUAUUCUCCUCACCGCUGGUGUUGGCUUCUGGCACACCCACGAGAUAGCCCGUCUUGGGAUGCCCGCUAUAAAAGUCAGCGAUGGCCCUAACGGUAUCAGAGGCAGUCACGUCUUCAUGAGUACACCGGCAAAGUGCCUGCCUUCUGCCACCGCGCUUGGAGCGACCUGGGAUACGGAACUGAUCGAGGAAGUUGGGUUUAAGUUGCUGGCAGGCGAGGCGAAGCUUAAAGCCGCGCCUGUUAUUCUUGCCCCAACAUGUAAUAUCCAACGUCACCCUCUAGGUGGCCGUGCCUUCGAGAGUUUCUCAGAGGACCCACUCUUAUCCGGCCUCAUUGCCGCCGCGUACGUCAAAGGCGUCCAAAAAGGCGGCAUUGGAACUUCAAUCAAGCAUUUCGUGUGCAAUGACAAAGAAGACGAUCGUAUGGCAUACGACUCGAUCCUCAGCGAACGCGCGCUUCGCGAAAUUUACCUCAUGCCGUUCAUGCUUGCCCAGAAGUAUGCCGAGCCGUGGUGUUUCAUGACUUCGUACAACCGUGUCAAUGGCACCCACGCGUCUGAGAACAAGCAUCUCUUGCAGGACAUCCUGCGCGGCGAGUGGGGCUUUGAGGGGCUCGUCAUGUCUGAUUGGUUCGGUGUUUACAGCGUAGACUUGAGUAUCAAUGCUGGCCUCGACCUCGAGAUGCCAGGCACCAACAAAUGGCGCACACUUGAUCUCAUGAACAGGUCCAUUGGCUCGAGGAAACUGACAGUGAGGACCGUGAAGGAGCGCGCACGCAAAGUUAUCGAGCUUGCCAAACGCGUCGCUCAGGAAGCACCAGAGAUCAUUGAUGGAGAUGGUAUCGAACGUACCGCCGAAAGCUCUGAAGACACAGCUCUCAUGCGCAAAGUCGCAGGUGAAUCCAUCGUAUUGCUCAAAAACACGAACGCCAUCCUCCCUCUGAACCCCAGCAUGUUCAAAACAAUUGCUAUUGUCGGGGGGAAUGCGAAAGCCAUAGUGCUUUCUGGAGGAGGAUCGGCUGCACUCAAGCCAUCAUACUUUGUGACCCCGUAUGAUGGCAUUACCGCUGCGCUUCCCGAGGGCGUGGAGGUGCUUUAUAGCGAGGGCGCUAGUACCUACAUGGAGAUGCCCGUUCUCGACUACGAGCUCUCCGUACCAUCGGGCGAGCGAGGAUGGAUUGGAACGUGGUACGCGCAUCUAGACGACGAGUGCAUGAUUCCAUGCGACACGCCCUACUCGACGCGUCUGAUUGACGAGACGAGGAUAUUGGUCAGCACGGAGGCGCCCGAGGGCAUCACGAGACGUUGGACGAUGAAACUUGAGGGUGAUCUGAAGCCCCGCGAACUCGAUUGUGUGUUCGAGUUUGGCUUGAGUGUUGCUGGAAGAGCCAAGCUCUUCGUGGACGGUAUACUCGUCAUUGAUAACUGGACACGCCAGCGCCGUGGCCAAUCCUUCUAUGGCUAUGGUUCCAUGGAAGAAAAGGGCCGCGUGCUACUCGAGGCAGGCGUCAAACGUCACAUCCUCGUUGAGUUCUGUAACGUCCGCGCACCAGCAGAUGGUGAUGAAGACGAGAUGGUGAUGGACAGUACCUCCGGUGUUCGUCUCGGUGGUGCACAGGCGAUCGAUGAGGAUGUGAAGAUGGCUGAGGCUGUGGAGAUCGCGACGAAGGCUGAUGUGGUUAUUGCUAUCGUCGGCCUGAGUGCGGAUUGGGAGACUGAGGGGAGCGAUCGGAAGACAUUGGCUCUGCCUGGACGUACAGAUGAGCUGAUCGAGAAGGUGUUAGCGGUCAACCCCAACAUUGUCGUCGUUACCCAAUCCGGUUCGUCGAUAACGCUUCCGUGGGCGGAUUCGGUUCCUGCUAUCCUUCAUUCGUGGUACCUGGGUAAUGCGACGGGCGAUGCAAUCGCGGACGUUCUGUUCGGCAAGAAAAAUCCGUCGGGCAAGUUGUCCUUGACGUUCCCUAAGAGAUUGGAAGAUAUCCCUGCACACGGGCACUUCCUUUCUGAGAAUGGUGCCCUCCGUUACGGCGAGGAUCUGUUCGUGGGUUACAAGCACUUCCAUCAUAGAAAAAUCAAACCACAGUUCUCGUUCGGUCACGGUCUCUCAUACACAACCUUCUCUUACUCGGACUUGGAACUUUCUGAGGCUGUUCUCUCGAAUGGCGAUUUGAGCCUGAACGCCACCGUCACCGUUAUAAACACUGGAGAGCUCACAGGCUCUGAAGUCGUGCAGUUGUACGUCUCGAUGCCCACCACGUCUGACGUAACCCACCCACCGUUGCUCCUGCGUGCCUUCCACAAAGCCAAAGACCUUCAACCGGGGCAGAGCGAGACGGUGACGCUUACGCUGGACAAGUAUGCUGUUUCGUUCUGGGAGGAGAGGAUUGCGAGGUGGGUGGUGGAGAAGGGUGUUUAUGGUGUCAAGGUGGGGGGCAGCUGUGAUGAUCUCCCGUUGGUCGGCAGCUUUGUGGUUGAGAAUGGGUUUGAGUGGAACGGCUUGUAG